Aspergillus bombycis is the source of this 5397-nucleotide messenger RNA. Its product is annotated as ATP-binding protein. The record is from RefSeq and is a predicted model, not a curated record. Bases 1 to 5397 code for a protein of 1798 amino acids. Gene Ontology annotation, cellular component: nucleus. The transcript is spliced from 12 exons. Lineage: Eukaryota; Fungi; Ascomycota; Eurotiomycetes; Eurotiales; Aspergillaceae. Gene Ontology annotation, molecular function: double-stranded DNA binding; transcription coregulator activity. Gene Ontology annotation, biological process: regulation of transcription by RNA polymerase II.
AUGCCGAACGCGCAAGAUGUCCUUACGGCGGAUGACUUGGAGAAGACCAUGACGCAUGAUAGGUACGCAUAUUCAGGGACGGCGAAAGCCCUUGAUGAUCUAUACCACUUGAUCGAAUCGCAGUGCGGCGAACUGGUGCCAUUAGAGGGACCUGAGUCACUUAUUGAUGAGGAUAUACACGACUUCCACAAAGUGGAGUACGGCGAACUGGCCCCAUUAGAGAUACUUGAAGACUUCUCUAGCGGCGACUCAGAUAGUUGUGACUCACCACCUACUCCAACGGAGUUUGCUAAUAAUCUCGGUACCUUUGGUGCUCUGUCCGGCAAGUGCAAACCUGAAUCUUUGAAUGAAACCGUCAUUGGAGGUGCAGUUGUGAGCAAUCUCUCUUUGGUGGUACCUGACCGAAAGGCGACGAAGGAAUUCGUAGAACUUCCCACCAUCCCUAUCGAAGACCAAAAGGCGACGACGGAAUUCGCAAGUCUUCCCAUCAUCCCCAUCAAAGGAAGUAACAAUGUGACCACGCAGCUAUUGGCAGAAGUCCCAGGGGAGACUUCUGAGGGAAAGACACGCCAACUCCCUAUUUUGCUUUUGCCGGAAGAAGGGAAUCAUGUACCGGUCGCCACAGCUAUGCAUAGCGAGCUCCCAGCUGGCGCGACGAUGCUUUCGGAUUUGAUCACUGUGGCCUCGAAUACAGACGCGACAGAAUCGGGAGAGAAGAAGAAAAUCGUUCAAUCCAAACUUGACAACUAUAUGUUGUCGGGAGACAUUAAGAACGUAUUCGGCAUCAAGGGCUUGAAGGGCAAGCUUUAUAAGUUCAAGGGUCCUGGGGAGCAGGCUGGGGAUGGAGAGAAGAAGGAGGAGAACGCUGAAGCAGAUAAAGAUGACACAGAUGGUAAAACAGAGGAUGAUGGUGAGGGGGAGAGUUCAGAGCCUGCACGUGAAAAGGUCAAGUUGAACCCAAAAAGUUUGGCAUUGAAGGGAGAACCUUUGGGAACGCUCUUUCCAUUUAUCGAAGAUGUGGACCUCAAGAAAAUGCCCAUAACCAACCUCGAGUUUACCUAUUGUGAGGAGAAGCAGAGCGCCUUCUUCCCUCCUGGCCUGCGCUUAGAAGCCGAUGUAUUGCUCAAAGAUAGCCUCCAGUGGGCGAGCGAUGCACUGAAGUCAAUGUUCGGUGAUCAGAAGCCGCCUGACUCGAUCCAUCUCAGUGCCCAUCUUUCAGAUACAAGAGAUUGGUCUAAGCGACCAGUGAUUGAGAAGUUUGUGCUCCAGGGCUACUUUAGAAGCAUCGGUUUGAAGACUUGGGACGUCCUUCAAUUUACGACAAUGGGUGUUGAGAUCACUGGUACCAAGGCAGCCAAGGGAAAGCGUAAGAAGGACUCAUCCACCGAUGAUUCGAACGGAAACAAGGACAAAGACGAACCUGAUGAGUCUGAGAACGAGCCCAAAGAUGACGAGAAGGAUGAGACCGAGACAGAAACAGAGGAAAAUGAGAAGUCCACGGAUGAAAACGAAGAGGGAGAGAAGGAAGAGGGGGAGAAGGAAGAGGAUGAAGGGAAAAAGCCCAAGGAGAAACACAAUGAUUACCAAAUUCCUCACGCUAAUGCUCCUUUAGAGUUGAACUACCGCAUUGCUCGGGACUUUGAAGCCGAUGGGAGUGGAGGCAAUAAGGAUGACCAAGAAGAUGAGCAGAAGGAGGACAAACCCGAGGACAAACCCGAGGACAAACCCGAGGACAAACCCGAAGAGAAGGAUGAGGAAAAGACCGAAGCCAACGGCAAAAAGAUUGUCAAGGGUAGCUCUAAAAGCUCGAGUGGAAAGUCUCUAAAGAAGCCUAAAAAGCAAUACUCGGAUGGCGAACACAAGAAAGUGUGGAGCUUGGUUAUCUUCUCUGAGGAAUGGAAGGAUAUCUACGGCAUUAAGAACGUCUCGUUGACAAAGGCCGAGUUCAAAGCCUCCUUCGAACAGGGUAAGUUCUCAGAGACCGUAAGCCUGGAUCUGUCAGCAAAGCUGGAUUUGGGAAGCGGAACCCUUGAAGUCACAGGGAAAUUCUCCAAGAAUGAAAACUUCCUGAAUGCCGAAGUGGGCGACCUCACGCUCAGUGACAUCAAGAAGAUCCACGCACAAAUCGCUGGUUACGAGGUGCCAAAGGAUGACGCAAGUGAAGAAGCAAAAGGCAACGAAAUCACAUUCAAGAAGCUUCAUCUCAACCUGUCUAGCAAGAAGGUUGGCGAAAUUACAGAGAGAUGCUUGCAAUUGGAUGGCUCCGUUACAUUCAACGAACAUUCUAGUGCGAGUGCCAUGAUCAAGAUCGAUCAGGAUGGUUUGACAAUCAAUGGAGAUGUUAAGGAGUUUAACAUUCCUGACACUCAGAUCAAGAUCCAGAAGGCCGGAAUGUACAUCUACAUUGGAUUCAAACAGGGCAAGAAGAGUAAAAAGAGCAAGAAGACAGUCAAGGGUCAGAAGAACCCCAAGGCUAUCACUGACGGAGGAGCAGAAAAGGAGAUCAACAAACCCGAUGAGAAAGAGAGCAAAGGUGACGCCGUUGACGACGACAAAGCCGUGACAAAGACAGAAGACGAAGGAGAGAAGCCCGAGGAGAACCAAGAAGUAAGCAAGCGAGAGAGCCAGUUCUCUAUCCUCGGUACUGUUCAAAUUGAGAAGUUCACUGUGACCGUUGGUCUCCAUAUCGAGAAGAAGAAAGACAAGCAGAAGCGUGACUGGGUUCUUGUUGGCAGUGUCGAUAGCAUCAAACUGAACCAGCUUUGGCCAGCUCUUGAGGGCGGGUUUUUGGACCUUGAGCUGGUCCAUGUUGCACUCAUUGCAUCCUCAGAGGAUAGAAAGAGAAAGAACCCAAGUGAAGAAGUGACUGAAGUGACUGAAGUUGACAGUUGGGAUGUCCUCGCCCAAGUCGAUUCGUACAACUACCCCGUCGCCAAAGGUGUUCAAUUGUUUGCAACCAUUAAGAAGUUCGACGCCCUUGACCAAAUGACUGACGGCAAGAAGAUCGGUGGCCUUGUGUUGGGUGUGGGCUUCUCUCGGGGCAAUUUACAAUUCACUAUCGAUAUGCCCAAGUCACUCGAGGUUCCUCUCCGUGACUAUGCAAAACUGGGUGAAUUCGGCGCCGCCAUCGUCGCUGGUGAUGGUAGUCCCUACCUGCAGCUGAAUGCCACCUUGACUUUGCUGUUUGAUGAUCAACCUCCGAUCAGGGUUAGAGGUAACAUCAAGGGAGCCAUUGAACGUGCCCAUGGACAACUUUACAUGGACUCAGAGGACAAGUGGGCCAACCCUUUUAAGUUGAACAAGAAGGUUGUAAUCUUGAAACUUGGAAUUGGUGCCGGAUUCAAAUAUGCGACUGUCCUUGUUCAUGGGCCUGAUCGUUUGGAGGCUGCGGGAAGACUCAAUAUCGGCGACGAUUUCAAUGCAGAGAUGAUCCUGAGCUUGGGCAUUGGUAAGGAGCAAGUGAUCUCUGUAGAGAUCAGUGAAAUCAAUAUUGGGAAGCUUUUUCGACUGGCAGCUGAGAUGGCCGAUUUUCAGGCAUUGAAAAAAGACCUCAGUAACGCUGACAAAAUCCUCAUCUUCCGUGAUCUCAAGUUUUAUUUCUCCACGGGUGCCCAGGUCUUUGAUGUUUACUAUGAACGUGGUAUUCACAUCAAAGGUGAGGUAGAAUUUUUUGAGAAGAAGGGUAAUUUCGACGGACGCUUCAACGACGAUGGUGUCGGGAUCCAGGCAGGUAUCGACAACUUGAACAUUGGAGGCCUCGAAGUCAAAUCUGCUUCAGCUGAUGGAAAAUGCGCGACAGUCGACAUUGAAAUGACAAAGGAGAAGCCGAAAAUUCUGAUCGACGGAAUGAUUCAGUAUCAUGACUUCCAUGUGAAGAUAUUCAUUGAUGCUGAUGUGCAAGAAAGACGUUUGGAUGCCGAUAUUUCCAUUCAAUUCCUUGAAAAUCUGUCCCUCCAGCUCAAGGCAAAGGUCAGAGUUCCCGAGGGCAGGUCACUGGACGGACUAGAGGCGAGGUUUGAAGCAGAGCUUCGACCAGACCUUUUCGGUGCGAUCUUCGAUGGUAUCGAGCAGAGCAUUGAUGCGCUUGGGAAGCUCGCAACACAGACCAUCGACAAUGCCAUAGAGGAUCUCGAAGGGCAAAUCAAUAAACAUGACCAGGAACUGAACGGGAUGCAGAAGCAACUGGAUCAGAUGCGGAUCAAUUCAAAUAAAGAGGUCCUCAAACGGCAAAAUGAAAUUGAGCGUGACGAUGAUGAGCUGACCAGGUUGAGAAAUGAACUUGAUCGCCUUGAGCAAAACGUGAAGGAUGCCCAACGUAAAAAAGACAAGAACACUGGUGAAAUCAACAGGAAAAAAUCUCAAAAAGAGGCUGCCCAGCGCAAGCUUGAUGCUAAGAUACGAGAUAUGACGUCCGAGUACGAGCGCAAGUUGAAGGAGCAGAAAAACAACCAGAGAGAGUGGGAGUCGGAGAAGCAGAGGCUGGAAGCCCAAAAGGAGUUCUCAUGGGGCGAUAUUUUCAGGAGUGCUGCAAUUGCAGAGGGAGUGAGGAAGCUUUGGGAUGAUCGAGUGUACCAGGCAUAUGUUAGGAAGGAACAACUCUGGACUGCUCACUUGAAUGCUUCAUUUUUGAACAAGGCUGGAACGUGGUUCAUAUUCUCAGAAGCUAAUGCUGGCUUGGAGUCAGUGAAGGCACAGCGGGAUCUUAACAUGGGUUUCUUGAAUACUGCAAGCAAUGUCAUGAAAACCCCAGAAUUCAGAGAAAUUGAAAGGGGCAUCAACAAUGCUGUAGACGAGAUUAACAAAUUUGGCAGAGCGGUAGAUGCGCUGACGAGAGACGGCCUCUACGGUUACAUUCGAGAAAUGUCUCGAGAUGAGAAAGCAGAACUGAACCGCGAGAUCCAACUUCUUGAGGACCUUCAGAGAGAAAGCAGAGAAUUGACAGCUGCACUUACUAAGGCGAAGAAUGAGCUUGAAAGGAACAGGGGCAGAAUUACAGCUGAACAAAGGAAAGCCCAGAAUGAUAUUGUGAGGCUCGAGCAGGAGAUAAAGCUCAAGCCUUUCGACAGUGAAUUCCGAGCCAAACAACGCGAGCAUGCCAACGUUACCGCGCAGGUUCACGCCCUCCAGCAAACUCUCAAGGAUGUCAGAAAUGGCAUCGAUGCAAGAACCAAAGCAGCGAAGCACACCAUCGAAGAGCUGAAGAAGGGAACCCCCCGAAUUACUCUCAUUGUGGUCAAGGCAAGCACAGAUGUCUUCAUUAAGAACGAACCACUGGUCUUUUCGGUUGAUGUGGAGUGGCUGGGUGAGAAAAAGAAGUAUGAGGUGACUUGGGCACCAGGAGCCAACCCGGGAGAUCUGUACAAGGGCAUUGCAGACAAGAUCAUUGGCGGUCGUUAG